UUCUCUCUCUCUCGUCAUCUAAACAAAAUAAUCUCUUCUUAUCAUGAUUACGAUUUACGAAUUAAUCUAAUGAUUACAAUUAACUUAUUAUAUUCUUGUGAUUCAAUUGAUCUCUUGUUUCUUUGGAAUCAUCUUCAUCUCUUGAAACAAAUUGUUCGCUUUCAAAAUCGAUGAUCCAUCUCUCUCUCUCUCUCUUUUACCUGACGAUGAAUAUGAUGAUAGUGAUGAUGAUGUUCCAACAUUUCUAAUUGUGAAUCUCUCUCUCUUUUUCUCUUUCUUUUGCUGAGAUUCUUUUUUUUUCUAAACCGGUUUAUCACUUCAAUCCACUCAACUUCAAAAAUUAUCAUUCGUUUGUUAAUCACCAAGAUUGAAUCACCAAAAAAUAACAACAAAAAAACAACAACAAUAACAAAUACAGUUAAAUUAUGAUAAUUGGUAAAGUCUACUCAAUAUUAUAUAGAAAAUGAAACAAGAUCGUCGUGAUCAGACUGGAAAAUCAGGACACUCACCAUUUAUUAAUCGAGCUCUACCUCCAUUGCCCAAAGAUAAUAAGGAAGGUGAUGAUUGUAACCACCAUGAGGGCGAAAAUGGUUCCACCGAGGCAGAGGAUAGACAAAAGGAUUAUUGUGAUUCCAUUGAGAAGGUUAAAGAUUGCGGAUGGUAUUGGGGACCAAUUUCCGGGGAAAUGGCGGAGGCCAUUCUACAUAAUGAGCCCGAUGGUAGUUUUAUAGUUCGUGAUUCAAGUGAUGAACAUUAUUUCUUCAGUUUAACAUUCAAAUUGGAAGGUUUUGUUAGACAUGUUCGCAUUGAACAUGAUCAAGGUACUUUUAGCUUUGGAUCACGACAAAAGUUCAAAAGUAAUACUAUCGUUGAUUUUAUCGAAAACUCCGUCGAGCAUUCAAGAAGUGGUCGCUAUCUAUUUUUCUUACAUCGUUUACCUGUUAUGGGCCCGAUGCGUGUCCAGCUACUCCAUCCCGUUUCUAGAUUUAAAAGGAUCCAAUCGUUACAACAUAUGUGCCGAUUCGUUAUUCUAAAAUAUGUUCGUCGAGAUCUGAUUGAUCAUUUACCUUUACCACCUCAGUUGAAAUCUUACCUGAAUACACCUUAUUAUUAUUCGGAAGAAUUGACUCUCUUCGAGAAAGCAAAGAAAGAUGAAGAAACUUCAACAUAAUUGAAAUCCUUUAAAAUCACUUGUUCUAGUCCUGACACACCAACAACAAUCAACUAAUUAUAAAAGAUUAUCUCUAAUGGAGAGUUUUUUUUUCUUCUUCUCUUUUUUUUCUUGAUGAGUUACAAAUUCGUCAUGAUUAUCGUUCACCAUGAUUUCUAAUCAACGGAAGAAAAUCAUGCAAAUAAAAAUUAUAUCAACAUUCUCAUCACUCCAA
Messenger RNA from Panonychus citri (citrus red mite), 1385 nucleotides. Its product is annotated as suppressor of cytokine signaling 7-like. Bases 464 to 1171 code for a protein of 235 amino acids. Gene Ontology annotation, biological process: phosphatidylinositol phosphate biosynthetic process; intracellular signal transduction. Lineage: Eukaryota; Metazoa; Arthropoda; Arachnida; Trombidiformes; Tetranychidae. The transcript has 3 exons. Gene Ontology annotation, cellular component: phosphatidylinositol 3-kinase complex. The record is from RefSeq and is a predicted model, not a curated record. Gene Ontology annotation, molecular function: 1-phosphatidylinositol-3-kinase regulator activity.